AACAGGCACAUCUCUUUCAUAUUUCAUUGGUUUGUUAGGUUGAGAAACGUGUCGAAUUGAAUAUUUAUUAGUUGAAGAUUUAUAAUUUUUCAACAAGGAUUCAAAGUGACCUAGGAUAUGAAUUAUAUUAUUUCCUAAAAUACAGCUGGCUGACGGUCAUCGCGCUGUACCCUGUAUUAUAAUAUAUUUGACAAUCAUUUACUGAAAAAAGUUGAUUGUAUGUAAUUGACAAUUCCAUCUGGAAAAUCGACUCGACUUCAGGUUUAUAUCAAAUUCAAGCAAACCAUAUCCGAAGAUUACCCGAACCGACUUAAUAUCAUCCCGAGUGAAUGCUAAAGGAUGAGAAUCACAGUGCUGUUCAUCCUGACGAUAUCCUGGCAUAGAAGUGGCAUCCAAACCCAGAAGUGUGGCAAACCCGAAGUUACGCGAAAUAAUGUUUACAUCUACCGAAGACCUGAACAGUUACCAGUGAAAGUGAACCGAUGCUUAUAUAACGACACAAAACAUGCUUACUCUGACAUCACAGAAAACUGUAUGAGAGCCUUCAAAACUGGCAUAUUCCAGGACAAAUUCCAACGUGUGAAUUAUUUGAGAGAGAGAGGAUCUCCAGUACUUCUGGAAGAAUAUUACACCUUUGCGGAUCUGAUAAAAAACGAGAUUAGGCUGAGAUCUGGAGCUACAUGCAGAUAUGACAGGGGAUUUUGUUAUGAUCCCAGCGAGACCAAUAACUACGCAGUUGUCUGGGAUGUUUUCAAGAAACCCCUUCUAGCUUGUCCCACCAGACUAGAACUUGUGUUCGUAGGUUUGGCAGAUAUCUGGGAUUUCCAUGGCGGUCAGCUGAAGUAUUUGGUUUACUUAGACGAGAAGGGAGACAGAGCAUUCUAUCUCAAAAUAAUAAAAAAAGCUUAUUGUGACAACAAAAACUUACUCAUCACCGAAGGGAAUCAUUUUAUUAUAUCUCUGAUUCAGCUGGACUCAGAUUUCCACUCCGGAAUGCUUCCGAAAACAUACUAUUUUUCCAUGGAUACGAAGAAAGAAGUCAGCGAGGCUAUCAUGAGAAAUUGUGAUCUUCAGCAAUACCCACUUGAUUUCACUAACCGGAUUGGAGAUGAAUAUUUGAAAGAUUCAAAAAACUUGAAGACUAUCCUGGAAUACUAUCAACAACUUAUCAUAGGAGUGAAAUUGGACUCGGAGAGAUCGUCGACUAAGGGUGGUGUUGAUAGUAACGCUAGAAUUUUGAACAUAUUUUACAGAAAUUUAACUACCCUGGAAUUUCUUGUCAGUGACAUAAUUAAGGCAGUCAAUACCAUCAACGAUAACCUGAAGAAACUUCAGCAGGCAAGAGUGGGAGAAAAUAACAAUGCUGAUAUGAAUGUGACUAUGAGAAUCAUUCAGGAACUGCGAUCAGAAGAUAAGAGGAUUAUGAAACGGGUUGAUAAUGAACAUGAUGCCUUAAACAAUUUGGACAAAAAGAUCUCUGAUCUUGAUCGACUCAUAAGAAAUCAAAAUGUGAAAUAUCCUACUAGAACUGAGUUCAAUAGAGAAUUGUCGAACAUUCAAAAUGAAAUAAAUAACAAACUUCAGGUAUUCAUCACCAAACUGGAUUCUGUGUUGAAGGAAAACUUCACAAACUUGAAAAAUAAUGAUUCCAAGUUUCAAAAGGAUAUUGCAGAUCGAUAUGAUAAAUCGUUAGAAAAAAUUGAAAGCGACUUUGAAAACUUAGAUGAGUUGGUUGAAGACAUCAGAAAUCAAUUAGAGUCUGAAGUCAGUUCAACAAACAAAACUAUAAUCGAAAAUUUCACUCUCGUAAAGAAUAGACUAGCUAGUAUCGAGCGAGAGUUAUCGGAAAUUCAACCAUUUAUUGCAAAAUGGCGCGAAACUGAAAAUAAAACAGAAAACGUUAGAAAAGAUUUGGAAAGCCACAAAAAAAAUUUACUGGGUACAAUAUUAUUGACGGAAGGCCAUAUCAAAGCAAUUCAAACUAAUUUAACUAACACUAAUUUCAUAUUACUCAACAAUAAAUUUAAUAUCUCAGAGAUUAAAGAUCGUUUCGAGAAAUUACUGAAGAAAUUUGGUGGCAUUGACUGGGAUGUUGUCAGAAAUCUGAAGCCCGAUACAGUGUCUCACAGAGAAUUUCAAAAAGAAAUAAACAAAUCGCAGGAAGAUUAUGAGAGAAGAAUCGAAAAAGUGAUGAAAGAUUUGAACAUGGGUUUGAAACAAUAUAACAACAAUUGUUCCCAACAAUAUUCCAAUCUACGAUUCGAAGUUUUUAGAAAGAUCGACAAUUUAUCAGCAGAUGUGACACGUAAAAUAACGGAAAACGAAAAUAGAGUAAAAGAACAUUCAAAAAAGCUUAGUGAUUCUGCAAAAAUCGAUGUCAAGGAGUCUGCUUCGAAAAAUUUCACCAAUAUUCUAAGUGAUAUAAACAAACUCAAGUCUGCUUUAUUGAAUGAAAAAAAACUUGUUUUCGAAAAACUCAACGAGAAUGAGGGUGACAUAUCCAAAAUAAAAAAUGAAAUACAAAAAUACAAAACAGAUUCACUUGGAUCAGUGAAGUUAAAUGAACAAAACCUGAAGGAUUUGCAGAAAAAUAUUAACAAUACCAAUAAUAUUUUACGUAAUUCUGGAAAAGAUAUCGAGAAAAUCAAACAACAAGUUGAUGAUAUCAAUGAACACAUCUCUAGUGUUGAACAAAAAAUGGAAGAAAACAGAUUCAACACCACACAGUAUUGUAAGAAGUCAUACGAAGAUAUACUCAACCAAACUGAUGAGAAAAUAUCUCAAAUUAAAUAUUCAACACUACAAAAUAUAUCUCUGUUAGAAAGGCAGCUCACAACAGUUAAGGAAGAUUCAUUGAAAAAUCAGGAACCCAUUCGUAUAAGAGUCGAGAACAUAGAUGUUUUAUUAGAUAAGUUGAAAACCGAAUUGGAAGAAUACAAAACUGAUUCAACUUCAAAUUUUGGAGUGCUUAAAACUGAACUGAAAACAAUCCAUGAAAAUUUCAUUGAAACAAAAAAACGAUCUAAGAAUAAUGGAGCGGAAACAACGAAAGUUAAAGAUGACCUAGAUGAAGUAACAAAAAAAUUAGAUGGUUUUCAGAAGACCAUCUUAGAGUAUAACACAGAUGUGAAGACUUUGAACGACUCAAUUCAGUUGCAUGGAAAAAGUAUCUCACAGAUUUUUCCAAAACUGGUUCAAUUUAGAAAAGAAGUUGAUGUCAUCAAUUCCCACGGGUUGAAUAUUACAGAUGAUGUCCAUAACCUUGAAAAAGCGGUAGAUCAGAUUGAAACAGAAAUAUUCAAAGUUAAGGAUGUUCCUGUGAAAAUUAAAAUGCAAGGAAACGAAAUAGAUAACCUAAAACAUCAAGUGGAAGCUCUUGGCACUGACGCAACGAAGAAAGCCGAAGAGAAUAAAAUGGAUUUUGAAGCUAUUAAACAAAAUAUGUCAGACAUAUCAAAAACUUUAAAAAACGAAGACACGAAAAUCACUGAUCUGAAAUCAGGACUACAAGAUAUUCUAGGUAAACUUGGUGAAAAUGAGGAACUAGUUAAAACGUCUAAACAAGAAUGCUUGAAUUAUGUUAAUACGAGAAUGAAGUCUGUGACGGAAGAGAUAGCGCAGAUUCAUGAUCUGAUUCUGAAGAAAAAUGAAGAACUCAGAAGAGUUGAGACUGACCUGAAUGAAAAAUUGACCACAUGUUGUGAUGAAACUAGGAAAGAACUGAGAGAUAAGGAUAUGCUCAUAAAACAUCUCCAGGAAAGUUUAGAUAAACUUUCGAAACAAGUUAGUGAGAAUAAUAGUAAUAUUGCCAAAAUUAACAAACUUAUCGACCAGAAUUUGAAUGGAGAACCUGAACCUGCCAGACAAUGAAAUAAUGUUAAACAGCUUCAGUUUUAGUAACUUGAUAUAUUUUAUUCGGUAGAUAAAUGAAUAUAAGCUAGUUGAAUGAUGAGGCUAGAGUAAAGAUUUGUUAUUGUCUAGAAGACUGUUGAUUAAUCAAUUAAGUUCGAAACUGAAAUAUAAUAUUUAUAUAAA
This is a messenger RNA of Leptinotarsa decemlineata (Colorado potato beetle), 4035 nucleotides long. RefSeq lists its product as uncharacterized. Gene Ontology annotation, molecular function: structural constituent of cytoskeleton. The record is from RefSeq and is a predicted model, not a curated record. Lineage: Eukaryota; Metazoa; Arthropoda; Insecta; Coleoptera; Chrysomelidae.